Clonostachys byssicola is the source of this 234-nucleotide messenger RNA. Lineage: Eukaryota; Fungi; Ascomycota; Sordariomycetes; Hypocreales; Bionectriaceae. The record is from the annotation of a GenBank genome assembly.
AUGUAUCGGGAUAUCUCCAGACCCAACAUUGAUAAGACCAUGGAGAAGGUGGAAGGCUCUGCGCAUAGUUGCAAGUUCCUUUUCCUUUUCACUCUCACGGGUGAGUUUGCUGAUGAGAAAAGUGGCACCGAUGGCGCCAUGGUUAGCAUUCUCUGCCGCCCAAAUAGCGCGAAGGAAGCUCCCGGGUCUGCUGAGACUAUUGGCAAUAUGCUUACAAGCGACAUGGAGGCUUAG